This is a messenger RNA of Spinacia oleracea (spinach), 2056 nucleotides long. Its product is annotated as bZIP transcription factor TRAB1. Gene Ontology annotation, molecular function: DNA-binding transcription factor activity. Lineage: Eukaryota; Viridiplantae; Streptophyta; Magnoliopsida; Caryophyllales; Amaranthaceae. Gene Ontology annotation, biological process: positive regulation of DNA-templated transcription. The record is from RefSeq and is a predicted model, not a curated record. The coding region runs from base 350 to 1801 and encodes 483 amino acids. The transcript has 5 exons. Gene Ontology annotation, cellular component: nucleus.
AAAGAGUAGAGAGAGAAACAAAGCAUCAGAGAGAGAUUUUCUCAAAAAAAAAAAAAAAAAAAACAAAAACAAAAUUGGAGAGAGAAAGUUUUUGUGUUCUUAAUUUUGGAGCAAAGAGCUAGACAGUCGACAUUUGUCCUUAAUUAAAAAUUUCCCACUGGUGGGUAGUUGAAGAAAUUGUUGUAAUUGAUGCGGUUUCACUUGUAAGACUUUGACAUUUUGCAAUUUUUUUGGUUGUUGUUGAAAUUUAUAGUGGUAUUUAUUGGUAUUUGUAUAUACUCAGAUUUGUGGGGAAAUAGUGAAAUUUUGAAUUGGUUUGAUACUUGAAAUUAAGAAAGAUAGAAUUAAAAUGGGGAGUAAUAGUAAUAUGAACUUUGGUAAGAGUUUUGGGAAUGAAGUAGCUGGUGAUGGGGGUGGUGGUGGAACUGGUAGACCACCAGGGUCCGGGUUAGGGUCAGGGAAUUUCGGAUUAGCGAGGCAGUUAUCGGUUUAUUCGUUGACAUUCGAUGAAUUUCAGAAUACAUUAGGGGGGAUGGGGAAGGAUUUUGGGUCUAUGAAUAUGGAUGAGUUGUUAAAGAACAUUUGGAGUGCUGAGGAAACACAAUGUAUGACAACAACCCCCACUGCUGCUGCUGCUGCUGCUGCUCCUGCUGUUGUUGGGAGUAGUGGUCAAGAUGGGUUGAAUUCGGGUGGGUAUUUGCAGAGACAAGGGUCAUUAACACUACCCAGAACGCUUAGUCAGAAAACAGUGGAUGAGGUUUGGAAAGAUAUAGCGAAAGAGUUUGGUGGAAGUAAGGAUGGAGGAGGAGGAACUAAUGUGGCUCAGAAUCAGAGACAACAGACACUUGGAGAGAUCACUUUGGAGGAGUUCUUGGUAAGAGCUGGUGUUGUAAGGGAAGAUACUCAAGUUCUUCCAAAGCCUAGUAACAAUAAUUCUGCUGCUGUUGCUGCUGCUGGGAUGUUUGCAGAUUUCUCCCGUGCUAGUAAUAACAAUAAUAAUAAUCAAAACAAUACUAAUACUGGUUUUGGGAUUAGUUUUCAACAACCUGCUCGAGGUGUUGAUUUGAUGGGUAACAAUAAUCAUCAGAUGACCUUGCAAUCAGCUAACUUGCCGUUAAAUGUCAAUGGGGUACGAACAUCACAGCAACAACCAACAUCAACACAAAUGUCCCAGCAGCCAAAGCAGCAACUGUCACAGCAACAGCAACAACCAUUAUUUCCUAAACAGGCUGCUGUUUCGUAUGCAUCUGCGAUGACACUGCCUAAUAAUCCUCAGCUAGGUAAUGCAGGUUUAAGAGGUGGUAUUGUAGGAUUAGGUGAUCCAGGGAUGAACAGCAGUUUGGUCCAAAAUGGAGCUUCACAAGGUGGUGCAGGAAUGAGUAUGGUUGGGUUAGGAGGAGGUGGGGCUAUUGGUGUUCCUGCUGUAUCUCCUGCAGCUUUGUCAUCUGAUGGCCGUGGAAGGAGCAAUGGAGAUUCAUCUUCUGUUUCACCAGUUCCAUACAUGUUUAAUGGUAGUCUUAGAGGGAGAAAAGGAAUCCAUGCUGUUGACAAAGUUGUUGAAAGGAGGCAGAGGAGAAUGAUAAAAAAUAGAGAAUCUGCUGCAAGGUCCCGAGCACGAAAACAGGCAUAUACUAUGGAGCUGGAGCAGGAAAUUCAGAAACUAAAAGAGGAGAAUCAAGAGUUAAGGAAGAAACAGGCAGAAAUUGUGGAACAGCAGAAAAACCAGGUGAUGGAGAUGAUGAACAAUGCACAAACUGGUUCUAGGAAAAAGCUGAGGAGGACACAGACUGGUCCAUGGUGAUCUGAUGUGCAAUACUUACAGUAGGUUUUUUGUAAAUAUUUUUGAGGGAGUGGAUGUUUUUUUUUUCUUCUGUUUAUUGGAUAGUUGAGGAUUUGUAUUUUAGGUUAAAAGCUUCUAAAUUUAUAGUUUCCCUUACCUCUAAACAUGAGCACUUGUAGGAAAGAGGAAGCAUGACAUGGAAAUCCCAUACAAAUCUGUUGGAAAUGUAGUUUUAGGGCAUAUCCAAUUUCAACAUCUUUUUUUUUGUGCCUUUUA